GCAAAAUACAAGUACACACUUAAGGCUACACAUAUUUGGAGGCAAUAACAACGUCCUGCUAUGCCUGGACUGUUUUGUAUGUGAGUAACUGGAAGGACAUUUCCUUUCAGAUCAAGAGAUUUGAGAGCAUCUCAAAUAUUUUUCAUUCUGGGAGCAGGCUGAAAUUCAUGAAAGGAGGAGUUGUGUCUUCGGCUGUAGUUCACAAUGAGCAAAGGCUCUGGAAAUCGGUACAUCACCGCAGGAUCACUGCCUUACAACAUUCUUGUGGGCAAUGAUUGAGAACUUUUCUGCCGCUUCUUAAGGUCCGAGGAACUACAUUGCCCAGAAGUGCAUGCGCGAAGUUAAACCAAUGACGUACCAGACUGAAAGCAUUUCCUUGAAACUGACGUGGGGCGGGGCUUCCGGUUCUCUCUCCUGGCGGCCAUACUUGCUCUGUGUGUGUGGAGUCGGUCCGUUGAAUCGUGUCAGUUUUGAGGUAACAAAUCCGAGAAAGAGCCACGGAGUCUUGGUCCUUGUCUCACAGACUCGAGUUUGAAGCGCGCAGAGGACACCCGGGUGGCCGGUGCGAAGGCCGUUUCCUCGAACACAGAUCUCGUACCUCAGUCCCGAGUUGAUGGCUGUGGCCAGUGUGAGGCGCCCAGCUGAGGCCAGUGUGACCUUUGAGGAUGUUGCUGUGCACUUCUCCUGGGAGGAAUGGAGGCUACUUGAUGAGGCUCAGAGACGCCUGUACCUCUGUGUGAUGCUGGAGAACUUUUCACUUAUAUCCUCUCUGGGUUGCUGCUGUGGAAGAAAGGAUGUGGAGACACCCAUUGAACAGAAUGUUUCUGUACAAGUAUCACAAACCAAGAAUCCCAAGGCAACUUCAUCUUCCCAGAAGACUCACCCCUGUGCGAGUUGUGGGCCUGUCUUGAGAGACAUGUUCACCUUGGUAGAGCAGCAGGGCACACAACACAGCCCGACACUGCUGAGGUGUGGGGCAUGUGCAAAACGAUUUCAUUUCAGUGCAAAGUGUCAACAGUACCAGGAACAGCAUAUGGGACAGAAACCCUUCAGUAGUACUCUGUGCAGGUCCUCAUUUGUGAAGAGCUGCAAAAUCCACAUGUCAGAGAAUCCCUUUACCUGUGAUGAGGUUGAGAUUGACUUCCUGGCCAGCUCAGGUCCUCAGCAGCAGCAGGACACCCAUAAUGUGAAGGAGCCCAACAAAGACACCCAGUGGGAAGCAAUGUUACAAAGCACAAAAAGUCUUUACAGUUCAGUAGAAGGCAAGAAAGCCUUCAACCCCCAACACAUACUUGUGGACCAAGCAGUUCAUACUGGAAGACAGUGUUUUGUGUGCAAUGAAUGUGGAAAAACAUUCAGGUACAAAUCCUCAUUUAUCACACACUGCACAGAGCACACUGGAGAAAGUUUCUGUGUGGGUGGUGAAAGUGGAAAAUCAUUUAGUGAAGCCUCAACCCUCAGUGAGCAUCAAAAGAUUCAUACUGGAGCAAGGCAGUAUAAGUGCAGCAAAUGUGGAAAAUCCUUAAGCCACAAAUAUUUCCUCAUACCUCCCUUGGGACAGCACAAUGGAGAAAACAGUUUUGUGUGCAGUGAAUGUACAGAACCUUUUAGUCAUAGUUCAGUGUUGAUUCCCCAUCAGAGAGUUCACACUGGAGAAAAGCCUUAUAAGUGUAAUGACUGUUCCAAAUCUUUUACCUCUGUUGCUGCUCUAAAUGAUCAUCAGAGCUCUCACACAGGAGACGGGCCUUAUGGUUGCCGUGAAUGUGGGAAAUCUUUUACAUCUACAUACACCCUGAAUAAUCAUCAGAGAGUUCAUACAGGAGAAAGAGCUUAUAAGUGCAAUGAGUGUGGGAAAUCUUUUACCUCUACCUCAAGCCUCCGUUAUCAUCACAGAGUGCAUACUGGAGAGAGACCAUAUGAAUGCAGUGAAUGUGGAAAAACCUUUAAGGAUAGGUCACAAUUUACUAAACACCAGAGAGUUCACACUGGAGAAAGGCCUUAUGAGUGCAGUGAAUGUGGAAAGUCUUUUACCAGUAGCAGUAGCCUUUCUUAUCAUCAGAGAGUUCAUACAGGAACAAAGCCUUACAAAUGUGGUCAGUGUGAAAAAUCUUUCGCCUCUGGUUCCACCCUCCGCUAUCAUCAGAGAAUUCACACAAGAGAAAGGCCUUAUGAGUGUGGUGAAUGUGGAAAAUCUUUUAUCUGUAGUUCCAAACUUCGUUAUCAUCAGCGAAUUCACACUGGAGAAAGGCCUUAUGAAUGUACGGAAUGUGGGAAGUCUUAUGCCCAUAGAAAUAACCUUCUUACACACCUGAUAGUUCACUCAGGGAGUAGUCCUUAUGAGUGCAGUGAGUGUGGAAAAUAUUUUACCUUUAGGUCUACCCUUCGUUACCAUCAUAGAAUUCACACUGGAGAAAAGCCUUAUGUGUGCAGUUUAUGUGGCAAAUCUUUUACUUCUAGCUCUACUCUUCGAUGUCAUGAGCGACGGCACCUUGGGCGAAGAACUCAUGAAUGCCAUGAAUGUGGGAAGUCUUUUACAUCUAGUUCUACCCUUAGUUACCAUCAGAGAAUUCAUACAGGAGAAAGACCUUAUAAGUGCAAUGAGUGUGGGAAAUCUUUUACCUUUAGCUCAAGCCUCCGUUAUCAUCACAGAAUGCAUACUGGAGAAAGACCAUAUAAAUGCAGUGAAUGUGGAAAAACCUUUAAAGAUAGUUCUCAAUUUGUUAAACACCAGAGAGGUCACACUGGACAGAGGCCUUAUGAGUGUAGUGAAUGUGGGAAAUCCUUUCAUAUCAAAUACUCCCUCUCAAUGCACCAGAAAAUUCAUAACAGAGAAAGGUCUUACAAGUGCAGUGAAUGUGGUAAAUCUUUUACCUCUGCUCCCGGCCUUCGUUAUCAUCAGAGACUUCACAGGGGUGAAAAGCCAUAUCAGUGCAUUGAAUGUGGAAAAUCUUUUACUAGCAAGUCAUCACUUGUUAGACACCAGAGAGUUCACACUGGAGAAAGGCCUUAUGAGUGCACUGAAUGUGGCAAAUCUUUUACUUGUCGCUACUCCCUUCAAUGUCACGAGCGAGUGCACCGUGGAGAAAGGCCUUAUGAGUGUGGUGAAUGUGGAAAAUCUUUUAUCAGUAGUUCCAACCUUCGUUAUCAUCAGCGAGUUCACACAGAAGACAGGCGUUAUGAGUGCAGUGAAUGUGGAAAGUCAUUUAAGGAUAGUUCCCAAUUCAGCAAACACCAGAGAGUUCACACUGAAAAAAGACCUUAUGAGUGCAGUGAAUGUGGGAAAUUUUUUAAGCGAAUAUCUACCCUGACUCAACAUCAGAGAGUUCACACUAGAGAAAAGCCUUAAAUGUGUUGCGAAUGUACAAUUUUCUGUUCAGUGUAACAAAUAGCCUUGGAGGAAACUGAGGAGCCACCUGUCUGAAUCUAAGCUGUUACAUUUGAAUUGACCCAAUGAGGAGAUUCCUUCUAAAUUUCAUUCAUGUGGGAAAUGUGUGGAAAUGUAAUUUCUUACUUGCUCAGGACUCUUUUUAGGUUUACAGUGCAAAUUGUGUGGGUAUAGCCUUUUCCACUUUACCACGGGGCAGGUUUACAAACUUUGCAAGAGUCCACACCCUAAUGUGCUCAGGGAAACUGACCUCUUGUCCUCACAUAUACUGUAGUAAAGUAGGAAUAAUGUGAGCACUUAGGUGUCAGCUUUCCCUUUAUGACUAAUUUUGAGUCCCAGGGGUUCAUUGGUCUUACGUGAUACUUUUGAUGACUUUUUCUAGCUAGCAGUUCAUAAAUCUAGGAAGUGCCUGUUGCACAUUGCUUUGGCUUGUAGAAUAAUUGAGGCCUUACUCUUAAUUUCAUGCUAAUCUUUAUUUUUAAAAUCAAAAAGAUUUUAUUUAUUUCUAGCAAGGAGGAAGGAGGGAGAAAUAGAAACGUAGAUCAGUUGCUUCUCUCAUGUCCCCAGCUUGGGACCCAACCUGCAACCCAGCCAUAUGCCCUGAUCAGGAACUGCAGUAGCAACCUUGUGGGCCAUAGGCCAGUGCUCAAUCUACUGAGCUACACCAGCCAGGGCUGUUUUUAAUUUUUAUAUAUUGAUUUUUAGAGAAGGGGGAGAGAG
Phyllostomus hastatus (greater spear-nosed bat) is the source of this 4105-nucleotide messenger RNA. Its product is annotated as zinc finger protein 665-like. The transcript has 3 exons. Gene Ontology annotation, biological process: regulation of DNA-templated transcription. The coding region runs from base 614 to 3346 and encodes 910 amino acids. NCBI's taxonomy places the organism in Eukaryota, Metazoa, Chordata, Mammalia, Chiroptera, Phyllostomidae. The record is from RefSeq and is a predicted model, not a curated record. Gene Ontology annotation, molecular function: RNA polymerase II cis-regulatory region sequence-specific DNA binding; DNA-binding transcription factor activity, RNA polymerase II-specific.